Drepanopeziza brunnea f. sp. 'multigermtubi' MB_m1 is the source of this 1305-nucleotide messenger RNA. RefSeq lists its product as uncharacterized. NCBI's taxonomy places the organism in Eukaryota, Fungi, Ascomycota, Leotiomycetes, Helotiales, Drepanopezizaceae. The record is from RefSeq and is a predicted model, not a curated record.
AUGCUCGAGCUCGUGCCAGAAGAACUACUGACAGAAGCCCGCGUUCCUCCCACCCACGAGAAGAAAAAGGUCGACUGGCAGGAUUUACCCAAUGAACUUACUCUCGCCAUCUGGGAGUACAGUCUCGCACCGCCCACGGCUCCCCGUCUGAUCCAUCUCACCCCCAAAAAGUCGAGUCGGCUCUUGGAAAUCAAGCCCCUCGUAAGAAGUCGUGUAACAACGGAGGAUGAGACCACCAUGCCGGGCGUGAGAUGGAAAAAGCAGGUCUAUAGACCCCCCGGCUGGCAGACACAUCGCGAAGGAUACGCAGCUUCGGAUUGUCGUUUCGAGACCUGGACUCAGGCCCAGGCUCUCGUUCCGCCUCCAGCGCAGAUAGCCAUCUGCCGACAGUCGCGCCAGGUGCUUUCUAAGGUCUAUGGACAGAAAUUGGCGGAUCCGUCCACCGGAGAGCCCACUGUGUGGUUUCUGCCUCAAGAUACCCUUUAUCUCAGCUGGCCUGUUCUCGACAAACUGAUCAGAAAUCGUGCUACAGCAAAAGACCUUGGUAUCGAGGUUGAACGCGUUGAAAGGCUCGCGUUAGACAAGUGCCCGUCAUCGACGAUGCGCGGGGGCCCUUGUCGGGGAUACCUCAGCCGUUUCAAUCGCCGCACGAUGUCAAGGUUGGACGACAUCCGCUGGAUGUUCAGAGUUAUACGAUGGUUCCCAAAUCUCAAGCUGGUCACGUUCGUAGCCAAGUACUACGAGCCUCAAGACUGCAGCAACUUGGUGAUGAUGGAUUUGAUGGAUAUUCCACGACUGCUGAGGAUUUAUAAAAAUGGGUACCGCCUCCCCUUCGAAAGCCGGAUGGACAAAGUCGAGGACGAAUCUCUCCCUUGGGCUGCGGACGAGCUUGAGGGUUUGCGUGAUUUGUUCUCCAGACAGCGAGACUGGGAGAUUACAGCAGGGGUACGACCCCAAAGCAAAAACUGGGUGAUUCCCAAGAUCGAGCUUGGGCUUAUUACGACUCUUCAGAGAAAGACCGAGUUCGAGGCUGCGCGGGAUGCUUUCUACAUGCAGAAGCGGCGGUAUUCGAUGAUUGUCGUCCUGGCAUCGCCGCAUUUCCCCUUACGGAUUGGGUUUUUCGUGAAGCAGAACUCGCUCAUCAGACAUGCGCUUCGGGACUUCUUGCUAUAUGUCAAGGACGACCUGCAGACGGCAAACAUAGCAUAUUUGCGGUGCAAUAACAAGCCGCAGCCGCUCAAUAGGAGAAUUUUAGACAUUCCUUUCUUGAAGAACGGCGGUACGUUGAUGGCUAUAGUCGCCUAA